GUUACCGACCCUUUGAUCAUCUCGAAUCUUGUACACCGCGCAUCUAUUAUCAGCGGCAUUCCAUCUGUCUCUGAAUCGGAUUUCGUCAAGCAAGGCGAUAAGCGCAAAUGGCUCUCACGAAGUGGACCGGGGAGCACCACCCACGUUCACCCCCGCUUCAAAACGAUACAACUUGGGAGUUCGAUACCAAAUACCCCUUCAAGACGGCAACGAACAUACCAGCAAAUCAGAAUGGGGCUCCCAGCCUCCUUGAUCUUCCCGACGAACUCAUUCUCUGGGUCAUUUCUGAGCUGCGCGCGAUCCGGCUCGAUCAACCGCAGUCGCUGGCUUUCAAGAACAAGCACAAAGAGACGAAUCGGCAAUAUGAAAACUUCUAUCGAAGAUCUGCACUGUAUGCGCUCUGUCUAACUUCAAAGCGACUCAACAGACUCGCGGUCCCUGCGCUUUAUGAUGCUGUCGUGGGAUCCACCACAAAUUAUGGGAUCAACCCGCUGCGCCUAAUUUUGAGGACUUUUACCGAUAGAGAGGAACUAAGAUGUCAUGUCCGCUACGUCGAGAAUCUUCUAGAAGACUGCCUUGGUAACAGGCUUUCUAAUGAUCUAGACGAUCUAGAAGAUUCAGUUGGCGCAGAAUUGGUGACUGAGUACUUUGCAAAGCUUGCCUGGAUCGUCCGGAUGUGCCCAAACAUACUCCAGAUGUCCGUCAUUUCGAUCGAGAGCAACAACUUUACUUUCUGGGGCCAUCUACUUGAUCCCAUAGAUGACGGCCAGGAGGAACAAGACGGAGGGAACCUAUUGGGUGCCCCAAAGCAAAUCUUGCGUAAACUCAAGAAGCUUACCUUGCAGACCAACGUCUCCGAAAGAUAUUUCAACGAUCAUACUAUUGAUUUUGACCGCAUUUACUCCGAACUUUUGAAGUUUUCACCCCUCACAGAACUACGUGCGUCUGGCGUUUGCGUUCCAUAUCGUCCCAUCUCCAGCAUACCCUCAGGCACGACCAUGGAGAGCUUGCAACGAAUCGAGAUAACUCAAUGUACUCUGCCACUGGAAAGCGUUGAUAAGUUGCUCUCAGCUUGCAACAAUAUUCAUCACUUCUUCUGUCAUUGGGCACAUUUGCAUUGCGAAAUGUCAAAAGGACCGGUUAUCCUUUUGCCGAAUCUUCAGAGACAUAAUAGGACUAUGGAAACAUUGUGCCUUAUGGCGAACGUGGGAAUAUUUCGAUCUACUAGCGGAUCCUGGGUCUCCUUCCCUAGUCUCUGCCAAAUGACGACUUUGAAAGAAGCGAAACUUUGCAACCUCUUUAUACCCGACAUGGAAUGCAGGAAACGCUCACCUUUCGACAAUCCAACUGUUCCGAUCGCGCCGGAGCUUACCCCAUCGUUGGAACACCUGACAAUAUCUUACAACAUGCCUUACAUCAAUGCAGAGGUAUGGAGGGAUUCGGUUUUAGAGAAAAUGCAGCGACUGGCAGCUGAUUGCACGCAAUAUCUUCCACGACUACAGACCUUGGCCAUUCAGUACGAGGAAGGGGUGAUUUCACUACGGGCUGGAGACGAUGAGGAUCUGGUUCGACGCUUUAGAGAGAAGGGGGUUCAACUCAAUAUCGUUAAGGAUCUUGAUGUACUUGCUACCCUCGACCAAGACUAACGACUGACAAUCUGGGAUCAGUUCUCAAGUAAUGAGUGUCUCUCACUUCAUGUUCCCUCUGACUCGGUUGACACUGGGCGUCUCUCACGGCGACACUCCAGGAAUAGUUGCAUCCGAUUAUUAGCUUCACUUUAGCAGACCUAACUUUACUUCUCCUCGGCUUACAGCACGUGUUCUAGCACUUUUACAUUACU
Molecule: messenger RNA, 1840 nt
Organism: Paraphaeosphaeria sporulosa
Lineage: Eukaryota; Fungi; Ascomycota; Dothideomycetes; Pleosporales; Didymosphaeriaceae
Exons: 2
Coding region: 108-1646 (512 amino acids)
Source: RefSeq, a predicted model, not a curated record